UAUUUAGGACGAGGAGCGCGAGUGGGUGGACACCGAGCUUCACUUCACCGCCUUUCCAGCGCAGCGGGAGAUGCACGAGGACCGACACACCUCCAGCUCAGGAACAACAACCCCGUCAAACACCAUGACGACCAACAGACCCUUCUUCGGGGGGUUCCUCGCAGCCUUCCGAGCCCAGCCCGCGCUCCAGAAAGCCGCAAACUCGCAGGCAGCUUCCGUCGCCUCAUAUUCCCACAACGCCACAUCCUCGCAGACCCAGAACCGUGAGGCGUCAACACCAUCAACACGCACAAUAACUGCAAAAGCGCGGUCACCCUCCCCUGGUGCAAACAACGCGUCAGUACAAGGGACCAACCACUUCCAACCGACACGGCAACAUGCACCGCCCUACCACCGCUCCACAUCACCCACGGCGAAAGCCUUCCCGAUACCAGGCGCUUCACAAAGAAACAGACGAGGAUCAGACAGCUCCUCGGAGGGCUUUCACGAGGUCAUGGGCGCGGAGAAGUGGUACAUCGGCGGGCGGACGGCCACAGGCGAAGAAAGAUUCUACAAGCUGGGCAUGGUGAAGAGGCAUAGAGAGUGCAGAUCGGUUGAGCUUGGACAAGCUCAGUAUAUAACACGGGCCCUCGCUGUUCCGAAAAUCAUGACUGCAUCGCUGGCGUUUUGGGAUUUGUUUCUGGUAGGUACACGGCUCUGUCACUUCAAGGCCCCUUUUAGAUAACACAUGGACAAAGUCAGGUCCUUCUGUUGAAUGUACUCCUAUAUUCGGGCUUCACAGCUCGCACUUUCCGCACAGACUUCUUGGGCUCCAACAUGGGUGAACUAUCGACCAGGCCGUAUUAGCACAUGA
This is a messenger RNA of Parastagonospora nodorum SN15, 853 nucleotides long. RefSeq lists its product as hypothetical. The record is from RefSeq and is a predicted model, not a curated record. The transcript has a single exon. Lineage: Eukaryota; Fungi; Ascomycota; Dothideomycetes; Pleosporales; Phaeosphaeriaceae. The coding region runs from base 71 to 724 and encodes 217 amino acids.